UGAGCGCGGCGGUGGCUGAGGAGGCUCGGCGUCCGCGGCAGUGGGCACUUCGGCGUUCCUCCUGGCCUCGCAGUUCCUCAGGUCUUUUGCUCUUCCUGGUGACUAGGUUUUCCCCAUUUUCAGAUUUUCAGGAAGAGCUAAAGAUGGCUGAACUUCUAGAUGACAAGGAUACUCGACUGUGUGACAACUGCAAAAAAGAAAUUCCUGUGUUUAAUUUUACAAUCCAUGAAAUCCACUGUCAAAGGAACAUUGGUGUGUGCCCUGUCUGCAAGGAACCAUUUCCCAAAUCUGACAUGGAGAUUCACAUGGCUACAGAACACUGUCAGGUGACCUGCAAAUGUAACAAGAAAUUGGAGAAGAGGCAGUUAAAGAAGCAUGAGGAGACUGAGUGCCCUCUGCGGCUUGCUGUCUGCCAGCACUGUGAUUUGGAACUUUCUUUUCUCAAACUGAAAGAGCAUGAAGAUUACUGUGGUGCCCGGACAGAGCUGUGUGGCAACUGUGGGCGCAAUGUGCUUGUGAAAGAUCUGAAGACUCACCCUGAAGUUUGUGGGAGAGAGGAAGAAGAAAAGAGAGAUGAGGCUGCCAUGCCUCCUAAUGUGUAUGAUGAAUCUUGGGGUCAAGAUGGAAUCUGGAUUGCAUCCCAACUCCUCAGACAAAUUGAAGCUCUGGACCCACCUAUGAGGCUACCCCAAAGGCCCCUGAGAGCAUUUGAAACAGCCCCUUUGCACAGUAGGACUACUAACCAAAGGAAUAUGACUGCCCAUUUUCCAAUCCAGAAUAAUCUAUUUGAAGAACAAGAAAGGCAGGAAAGGAAUAGAAGCAGACAGCCUCCAAAAGCUAGUGGUGAAGAUACUGCAAACUUGGAUUUCAUGUUGGCACUAAGUCUGCAAAAUGAGGGCCAAGCCUCUGGUGUGGCAGAACAGGACUUCUGGAGGUCUGUGUGUGAGGCAGAUCAGUCUCAUGGUGGUGCCACUUUGAGUGACAUAAAGGGUGCAGUGGAUGAGACCAUGUUGCCUUGUGAAUUUUGUGAGGAGCUCUACCCAGAGGAACUGUUGAUCGACCAUCAGACAAGCUGCAACCCUUCAUGUGCCUUACCUUCACUUAAUACUGGCAGUUCUGCCAUCAGAGGAAUGGAGGAUCCUGGUGUCAUUUUCCAGAAUAUUCUACAACAGGCUACAAGUAACCAGUUAGACUCUUUGAUGGGCCUGAGCACUUCACCUCCUGUGGAAGCUAGCAUCAUCAUCCCUUGUGAAUUCUGUGGGGUACAGCUAGAAGAAGAAGUCCUGUUUCAUCAUCAGGACCAGUGUGACCAACGCCCAGCCACUUCAAAUACCCGUGGAAUGGAGGGAAAUCCUAGACAGGAUUCCCAGCCUCAAGAAAUGUCACCAGAGCUGCCCAGGAGGCGUGUCAAACACCAGGGAGACCUGCCUUCUGGCUACAUGGAUGACAUCAAACAAGAAACAGCUAAAGGAUCUGCCUACUCUGUGCCUCCCAGCAGAUCCAUUAGUAAUGUGACUACCUGUGACCGACUAUUCAGAUCACCAUCAGGCCCCAUAUCUGGAUUUCAGCCCAGUCCUCCUCGUGUACUGAAGCUCAAUAACUCCUACAGCCAAGACACCCGGAGGCAGAGUAGAGGUGGUCAGAAUGGGCCCACAACCAGUGGGCAUGCUCCUGUGCUUCACACAGUUCGAAGUCUCUAUCCAGAAAACCUUGCACCCUCUUUCCCCCAUGGGCCUGCAGGGAGAUAUGGAGCCAGUGGUAGGAGUGAAAAUGGCAGGAGCUCACGGGCCACCUCUGCAGCUGCCAGCUACCGCAGCAGAAAUGCAAAGGGAAAAUCUUCAAAGCAACAGGGAGCUGGGGAUGCAGAAGAAGAGGAGGAGGAGGAGUAAUGAAUGAUGUCUGCAGAGUCCCUUUCAUGGUUUCCUACCCUCUAUGCAUAGCAGCACUUGCCAUGGUACAGGACCCACAUCUUGGGCUGUUCUUUAGGCAGGAGAGAGACUUUCUGGAUUUGAAUUUUUUCUAGGUUAUGGUCGUUUUGUGUCUUUGAGAUUGUGCUUGUGGGAUCUUGGGUUUGAGGGAGGGCUAGCAGGGAGGCUGGUGAGAAAUGUUUCACUCAGCUGCCACUGUUGGGCAGCAGUAAAGUAGGAGUUACGAUCAGUCUAACAGUUCCACCCUUAAGACAUACCAUCACUACUGCUCUUUGGUGCUUUGUGGUCUUGGUGAAAGGAAGAGAGAAUUCCCUAAAUAUGGUCACUGUCAGUAAAAUGAUACUUUUUUCUCUGAAGGCCCAAACUUGGGACUUUUGGGUACCUAGCCCUCCUCUAUACACUGCCCCUGCCUACUCCAGUCUCUGGACCCCUAGUGUGGAGAAACUCUGAUGAAGCACUCAGGCUGGUCACAGUACUUUAGGAGCAAGUUGAGCUGGAAUAGAAGGACUAGAGGCCAUUUUAAGCUGCUUCUUUGGCAAUGGGCAUCACUGCCUUCUGUUCCUGAGGGUCAGUGUUGGUUAUUUUCACUGCCCUCUAAUGUGGAAACUCAAGGGCUGCCUAACCCACUGAGGGUCAUGUUGGGCCUUGCCACUAUCGGUACUGAGGCCCACCCCCAUGCUUGCUCAGAAAACCAAGUUUCAGAGCCUACUUUCCUUAUUAUUUUACUGUUAUAAUUCUCAACAUCCUUGUAAUAGUAAUAAAGUUUGUAUUUGGAGCUGA
Messenger RNA from Jaculus jaculus (lesser Egyptian jerboa), 2708 nucleotides. RefSeq names its product TRAF-type zinc finger domain containing 1 (gene Trafd1). Lineage: Eukaryota; Metazoa; Chordata; Mammalia; Rodentia; Dipodidae. The coding region runs from base 144 to 1889 and encodes 581 amino acids. The record is from RefSeq and is a predicted model, not a curated record. The transcript has 13 exons.